Molecule: messenger RNA, 14209 nt
Organism: Peromyscus californicus insignis
Lineage: Eukaryota; Metazoa; Chordata; Mammalia; Rodentia; Cricetidae
Gene: Slc9c2
Product: solute carrier family 9 member C2 (putative)
Exons: 25
Coding region: 3099-6464 (1121 amino acids)
Biological process (GO): proton transmembrane transport
Cellular component (GO): membrane
Molecular function (GO): sodium:proton antiporter activity; monoatomic ion channel activity
Source: RefSeq, a predicted model, not a curated record
AGUGGCAUAUGUCAGCAUAAGGAACUGUCUGACUCACCUUUCUGCAGUCCCAUGUCCACCCUUGACCAAAUCAGCUUACUGGGAGAUGGACAAUGAUGACUGACUCACCUGUGCUACAGGCCUGUCUCAGUCACAAGACAGGAUGGGGCAAAGCACACUUUAGCCUCUGAGCUCCCCAAGGCUAUCAAUGCCUACUUCUGCUGGCUUUGCCCAAAACAGUGAAAUAUAAAUUUUAUUUAUUUCGAGACCAGGUUUCUCUGUGUAUCCCUGGCUGUCCUGGAACUUGUUCUGUAGACCAGGCUGACCUCAAACUCAGAUAUCUGGCCUCUGUUUCCCAAGUGUGAAAUAUAAAUUUAUUAUGGUUUUUAAAAAGGCUAUCAGGGAGGUUGUAAUGAAGAGAAGUUCUAUAACUCCUGCAGUUUAGUUAGGUGCCGUCACUGGCUUUCAGGACCAUGUCUAAUGCACAGCUGAAUGUGAAUUUUGUCCAAGUUUCCUGAGGUAUGUGGACUUGGAGAACCUGAAUCUUGGAACUUAAAACUACAAGGGCUGUAGUCACAAGGUUUGGUGGAAGAGAGAGAGAGAGAGAGAGAGAGAGAGAGAGAGAGAGAGAGAGAGAGAGAGAACAGUGGAGAGAGAGAGAGAACAGUGAAACAUCAGGGAAAGGCAUGGUUUAAAACGACCUGAGGCCACGCAGCUGAUGCGUCCAAGUGACAACUGGUGAUCUAAAGCAAAGUGCGUUGAGAGAAAGCAUGGUGAGGUGGGCGUCAGGUGAGGGAAAUGAAGGUAGCCUAGUGAAAGUUCUCCCGCAAUUUUGGUCCUGCGAUGUAAGAAAACCACACGUCUACACAAAUAAGAAAGGUGCAGAGCAUAUUUUAGGGUGAUGUAGAUGUUUUAGUUAUAAUUCGGGGGCAGACAUAGAGCUUUUGACUGAAAUUCAAUCUCAUUGAGACGUCCUUCAGAGUUUCUUCAACACAGAAGCGAUGCAGAAGAUGAUAGAUUCAGUCAGCUUCCUGCUGUGAUGUUCUCUCCCCUUGGAGCUCUAUGGAAGAGCACAUGCAGCAACCUUGAUCAGGAAGGCAUAGGGAGACUAGAAUUCCCUACACACAACAUGGCUCCUCCAUGGCAGCAAACUGCAAAUUGAUGAUUAGUAUUCACUGAAGAAAUAUUUAACUGUAUUUGUUUCUAGUAAUUUAGAUUGGAGCCCCCAAAUCACAGGCUAGGCAUCAAGAAUUUGUUGAUGAAUAUGUCCUGGGUGACAUUGUACCUUCAAGCAAAGAACUAAAAUUCAAUGAUGAGUUGAAUGGAGGAAAAUGAGAACGUUAAAUAUGGAAAGGGAAGAAGAAAAGGAAAAUGGUAAAUUAGAAUGAAUCAGGAGGUCUGUGUAGUAGAAGUCUAAAGGAACCAGAAGGGCGAUGAGUGGGUAAGAUGGAUACAACAUGAAAGCAGAAGGGGGUAGGGAUGUAGGAGGAUAGUGAGAAGCACGAAUGUGAGCCAAGUAUAACAUACAUGUAUAAGAUGUUACGUGUAUAAGAAGCUACAGUGAAACCCAUUAUUUGGUAGGCCAGCUAAAAGUUAAUUUCAAAAGUGAGUCAGGGAGAUGGCAGUGCAGUGCCCAAGGGGGUCAGGGCUGAACUGGAUAGAACUGGCAUAAGAAAACCCGUCAUGUAUGUUUUUAAAAGCCCAGAGGUUCUGUCUGUGUGGCUGUCUCCGACCCUUUCAUCGUUAUGCCAGGCAAAGGAAAUCAGUUAAAAACAGUUAUAGGGGUAGACCACAGUGUGGCCAUUAAACGCAUGCUCCUCUGCAACUCAAUAACUCCUUCUGGAUUGGAGGUGAGAAGAAUGAGUGCAGCCAAUCAGAACAAAAGCAGGUUGGCAAGAAACCAAUGGGAAGUCAGCAUGGAAACAGCUUUGGCUUUGGUAUCAGUUGGCAGUACUGACCCUGGCAAACAGAUGCAGAGCUGACCACAACUGAGCCCCGCUCUUUGGGAUUUUGAAAGGCUUCAUUUUGAUGUCAUCUCUGAAGCUUAGGCUUGGAAGAACACAUCUCUGGGGAAGAACUUGGCCAUAAGGUCAUUGACAUGGGGAUGAGGGCUUGGAGAUAAGGACCUGAAGGACGGCUUGAAGGAUGGAGAGUAAGUUGAGGAUGUAGUGGCCACCUCCUUCUUUACAUUAGAAUCUUUGUGACUGAUAACAAAUGAGUAUAAAAUGUGGCAAGAGAUGUUUAUUCCUGAAGUGACUUCAGGAACCUUCAGGUUAGCUGGCUAUAAGGAAAAAACAGAGGAACCCAAGGUCUUCUCAGGACCAUCACAAACAUUUAUUCCUGCUAUGUCUUACACAGGGCACCAUUUCAGUGGGGGCAUCAGGAUGAUAUCCAGCCUGUUGUUGAUAGGACAAGCCACCCGCCUGUGGUCAGGCUUCAUGGCCCUGAGGAAGAGGUACUUUUUCUACUUCAGUCAAAGGCGUCACAAAUCAAACCUCAACCUCAAUCUUUUCAGUUUUUUAAAAAAUAUUGUUUACCACUGUCCUCAUUCCCAACUUUAACUGAUGUGAUGCAACUUACCUUGCUUCUCAUUUGCUGAGAGAGGAAAAGUAAGUUUUGAAGUUGGAGCAGUAAGGUGGAAUUCCAGAGUGAUCUGUACUCAUGGAGAAUGAGGAGCAUGACAUUUACUCCUUCCCUCUCGAAGAGUUCUCUUGGUCAGGUGUUCAUGGCGAGCCUGCCUUGUGCUGCGAACCAUGCUGACAGCCUUAAUGAAAGCCAAGAACUCAGUCUCGGCCUCUGAGAGACUCACUGCUCCACCCAAGCACGUGAUCAGAUCACCACAAAAGCAGUCCAGUCCAGUCCACUCCUUCCCACGUGUAGGUAGUGCUAUGAUACUAAAAUACCAAGGCUGCUGCUACUUCCUUGUAACUAUUCCUGGAGCAUGAAGGGGAGUGAGUGGUGUUAAUGUGCUCAGAUCUGAGUGUGCUACCCCCUCAGCUAGGUGGAGUGUGGAUGUACCAGAUCCUGGUGGGCCUCACGGUCCUCCAUUCCAUCUUUUUUCUUCCCCCCAUUUUACAACAGGGUAGUCUGCCAUAGUACAAGUUACUUCUGGAAACACAAUGCCAAACAACAGUUUUUCUUUCUGGGCAAUAAAAGAUGACAAUAAGCCUGAUUUGCUCUGCGGGAGGCCAGCCGAUUACUUUGUGGUCCAGAAGCAUUUCACAAUUAUGAUAUGUGCUACUGUUGUUCUGGGAGGGCUUUCAAAGAUGGUUUUAAAGAAUUCUGAGGUCUUUGUGUUGAUGAUUCUCUCCCUGUCAGGAUUUGUGACAGGGCAACUGGCUUACCAUUUUGUUGAGGUGCACCAAAUUGUCUACCCUCUUCUAAAAACACCGAGUUUUUCACUUUAUUGUUAUUUUUUACCUUUAAUUGUAUUUGUGGCUGCUUUGGAUGUGGACUUUUACAUAGUCAAGAACGUGUUAUGGCAGGUCUUGCUAAUGGGAAUGAUUAGCUUUGGUACGGCGUUUGUCAUCAUUGCAUAUGUGGUCUUCAAAUUCAAUAAGGAUUCAUGGGAUCUGCAGUGCUGUUUACUCUUCAGCAUCACCCUGUGCUUAAUAGACCCUCUCCAUUCCGUCAACUCGCUAAAAACGAUUGGCAUUUCUAAGAUGUACACUGAUAUCAUCAGAGGAGAGUCACUGAUCAUUUGUAGUUUUACAUGCAUAUUCUUUGGAAUUUUUCGGGGCCAUGCAACUAAUGUUUCCAUGUUCAGGGAGUUACAUGUAAUCAUUGGACUCAGCCUUGAUAUUUUUGGGAGCACAAUAUGUGGAUAUUGGUGUACCAGAGUCAUUCAGAUUAUAUUGACCGACAUUUUCAGCAACACGCUGACUAACGUUGUUCUGUGUUUUUCACUGGUGUACAUGACUUUCUACCUCGUGGAAUAUUUUGGAAUGUCGGGCAUUAUUGCUUUGGUCACGGUAGGCCUGAAUUUAGAUUCGCUAAGCUUUAAACCGCGGAUGGAGUUCAUAAUUACAAAGUUCUUAAUAAUGUGUUCAUCUGCAUAUGAACAUUUGAUAUAUGGUUUCUUUGGCAUUGUUGUUGGCUGUGGAGAAAUCAAGUAUUUCAGAUUUCACUCCCUAGUUUUCACUGUCAUCUUAUAUAUAACAGUGAAUUUUGCAAGGUUGCUUACUGUUAUUGUAGUGAGCCCUAUUUUGAAGCAUUCAAGCUAUGAGUAUGAUUGGCGAUGGGGAGUUGUCAUCACAUGGUCUGGAAUUAGAGGCGUUUUUAGCUUACUCUUGGCUCCUGAUAUUUAUAAUUUUUCUGAAAGCAAAAUAGAGGCACCACAUAUGUUUAUAUUCUAUAUACAAGUAAUAUCAUUAUUGACAACAGGAAUAAAUUCACACAUGAUGCUUCGAUCAGCCAAGACAUUAGGUUUGUGUGCUCUCUCCCUCCCAAGACAAAUUGCUGUUCAAAAUGCCAUUCAACACAUACAACAGAUUAUACGGAACACAAUAACUUUAUAUAAGACAGAAAAAACUUUGACAAACGUUAACUGGGAUGUAGUAGAAGAAAAAGCAGAUAUCGAAUACAAUCCUAUUUUAAAGCAGACUCACACUGUUCCAAUUACCCAUAUUCUCCAUGGUUCAGGAGAGGAAUUCGCAACAGAUGAAGUCUUAAUAGAACAGGCCAGAUUGCACGUAGCUAUAAUACAAAUGAGUAGCUUUGAAAAGCAAUGUAACGAUGGAAUCCUUGGAGUAGAGGCAGCCCGAAUAUUAAUUGGUGCAACCAAAAGCUACUGCCCCAUCCAUGGAAAAUUCAUGAGUAUUUCUGAUGUUUCAACUUAUGUGAGAGAUAGAAGUUGGCUUAUAAAGUUUAAAAACAUGUUAACUUACUUGGAAUAUCACAAAGAAAAGAUACUUUUCAGUGUACCUGGGGAUAAUAGUUUUCUGAUUUUUGUCUAUCGCACUAUAAUUUCAGAAGAAUUUGAAUAUGCUACAUAUGUUGUAACAGUAAUGUAUAUUUUCCCUAUGAUAAUACAUAUAUGGCCAACUGCAAGAGAGUUAAAUGUAUCGGCACUGAUAUCUAUAAACUACUAUUUUAUGUUUUUAUAUACAUUAGAAUCAGCACUGAAGAUACUAAUAUUAAAAAGGAAAUAUUUUCUUCAUAAUUGGAAUAAUUUGGAUUUUUUCAUCAUAGUUAUCGGAAUCGUUGAUAUAUUAUGCCUGCACUUUGUCAAGCUGAAACCAAACAACUUGGUUCUCAUCCAGUUUACAGUGGUAAUAGGAUAUUUUAGAAUAAUUAGGUUUCUUCCUAUCUUCAAGAUUAUAAUACCAAUACUAAUAAACAUGACAGACGUACAGAUCAAAAAGAGCCUCAGCUUGAUGUACAGUAUCACAAAAGGCUAUGUCAAAAGUCAAGAAGAUGCCAAACUUUUGAUAAGGCAAAUUUCUGGUCGUGAAUCGGUCUAUCAGAAACUAUAUGACAUUUUAGAAAAAAACAAGCGAGAGGCCAUUAAAGAGCUAGGACUCAUAGAGCACGAAGGCCGUGAUGUUGUCAUUGCUCUGAAGACAAAGCAGGCAAUCCGCAAUGUGAUUGCUAAAGCCCUGAAAAACCUCACCUUCCUCUGGUCAAGAGGCAUCAUUGAUAAGCACGAGGGCAUUGAGAUGAAUAAGGUUCUUCUUACAAAAAUCAAAGCCUUGAAUAACUUUCCCAUGGCAAUUCCGCCUCCAACCCCUGACAAAUACCUACCCAACAUCGUUUGGUUGGAAAAUAAGGAUGUCCUCAUUGAGUUCUUCAAGAGAAGAACUAGACUCACCUAUUUCGACUACGGUGAUAUCAUCUGUAGAGAAGGUGAAAUGUCACAAGGAAUCUUCUUAAUUAUUUCAGGAAUGGCUAGUUUGCAUAGCUCAUCUCCCACCUUUGGGAUAGAAGCAAGCCAGAGGACUGGCAGACACUUCAAGACUAUGUACACAGAGUACUGUACCAGUGGGGAUGUACUUGGUGAACUAAGCUGUUUGCUUAAGCGCGAAGUUGAUUAUACUGCCAUCUGUGAAACUACUUUGCAGGCCUUCUUCAUCCCCCUGGAGGAUAUAUAUGAAGGUUUUGAUGUCUUCUGGCCAUCUCUGGAAUAUAAAAUAUGGCUCAAGCUUGCUCUUAAUAUUGUGAAUCAGUAUUUUGAACAAAAUGUUGCUGGUGAGGAUUUAAACUUUCAGAAGUGUGUGACAUCCAAUCACGCAUAUCUGGAGACUCUGUCAAGCUAUAAUGAAAUGACUCUUAAUCAUGUGACCACGAAACUCGUUAUUCUUGUGUACGGCCAUGUAAUUGAUAACAAAACGAAAGAAUCACAUGUUGCACCCAGCAUUAUUCCUAAGUCCUGUGAGCAGAUCCAGGGAAUUUCAGAUGUAAGCAAGCUUCUGCUCAUCCCAACAUCUGAGCCUGUCACAAGUGAUGAGACCUCCCACGCCAUGGGUAAGGGAUGGAUAGCCUUUUAGCGGUGAGAAAAUUACUGUAAAGCAUUUUGACAAAUGUAAAAUUCUUUUAAUUCUGAAAAGUGAUUGGAUGUGGUCUUCACUCUAGGGCCCACACUGGCUUCCACUUUGCUUUUGGGAGGUUAUCUAACAGAGGCACUGAAAUCCAUGUGGCUCUUGCCUCUCCUAUGUCCCUCCCUCCAUACACCUUGUCAACAAACAACAAGCCCUGGUAGGGUGGACCAGCAAAGUGCUAUUGGGGUGCUACUGAAAUGGGGAGAGGAGAGACUCCCACAGUGGGGUCAAGGGAGGAGAACGGUCUGUUCCCUGCAACUGAAGGGAAUAUGAAACCCGACCCACCUUCUUUGAGUAUUAAAAACUAGUCACAGCCACACGUCUAAUGGAUUGCUCUAGUUACACUUAAGUAAUUGAAGUCAAUAGAUGCAAUUCUCAAUCAUGUUGCUGAGCACUGAUUACAAAGAGAAGAGUAGGUAGGAAGGCUUUGUUCUGGAGAAAAUAUACCCAAGGACUUCACUCUAUGCUCAUUGUCCUUGCCUUGCUGGGCUCCGUGUCAACACCAUCCCACCUGGCCCAGCUUGAAUACAGAGUCAGCCUUGAAAUGUAACUGUGAGAUCAUGCAAUUCUUAAUGAAUUGCUGUUUUGAGAGUAGACCUCUCCUACCUCAGGCCCUUUGGAAAGAUACCAGACAGAGGGGAGCAUAGCCACUAGUAUUCUCCAGUGGGCUUGAGACACAGCUCACAAAUGGUUAAGACCAGGUCUCGAUCCAGUUCCUUGAGUUUGGACUGUGACACAUAUUUUGCUUUGAAAAUUUUCAAUGAGUUGCCAUGGAAAAACAAAUAGAAGUUUCACAUUUACAAAUGUAAAUUUUUGAGAUUUUCAUUAAAAAAAAUGAGGUCUACCAGUAUGUGGCCCUCAUUCCCAUAUGUGGCAACAGUCAAUGAGAUAGCAACUGAUUUGUACAAUGGGAGCAGGUGCCUGCCUAUGCAGUCCACACUGUACCAUUUUGCAUAUAUACAGUCUGCUUUGUUUGUGGGACCUGCUUGUCAGCUUGUACGUUAGACUUUUAAGAGCUCAUUCCAAAGCUCCAAGGGACGAAAGUAAAGAGCCUGUUUGGAAAUGGGAAGGGGAAGGGAAGACUUAUGUGGAGAGAGCAGUCUGAUACUCAAAUACUUGGAAUUCUUUUUUUUUUCUCUUCACCUCAGUCAACACUGGUCUUCGAACGACCAAGAAAGAUUAUAACUGGAAGAGGAAAGAAGAGGUAAUAAAUCGGGUCCUUGGAAUAGAUUUUUCUUAUUGUGAAUAUUAAUCUACAUAGCUAUGCACAAACCAGGCAUGGUGGCACACACCUAUUGAAAGGACAAGUAUUGACUCAGGACCACUAAGACCAAGUUUUCUUCACACAGGAGAUUUAUUUGCCCCAGAGCGACAGAGGGCAGGAAUAAGGGACAAAGACAGGAGAUAGAGGAGGAGGGAGAAGGGGAAGGGAACAAGGAAGAGAUGGGGGAGGUUAUUUGUCCUGGAGGGACAAAGGAUUGCCCCUGGAUAGAGAGGAGACAGACAUGGUCCAUAGGCAAAUGGCAGUUUAUAAACGUAAAAGAGAAACCCUAUAUCAGGAUGAGGUGUUUGAUUUUAAUUAAGCAUGUUAACUAGGUGAGCCAAAGGGGGUUUUUGAUUGCUAGACUUCAACACUUUGAUAGGUGGACCUUGGUAGUCAGCCUCAGGAGGAGGAAGUCACCAAAUAAGGGAAUGGACCUUGGUGGCUAGUGUUAGGGAUGCAACCUGACAGUUGUUAGCAAGGCAAAGGGAACAGGGAGAAGAUUCAGGCUGCCAGAGAAAGCUGUGUCAGCCACACUCCAGCUGGCCAGAGUCCCUUCACCUAUAAUCUCAGCGCUUGGGAGGGGGAAGCUGGAGGACCUGGAACUUAAGGUCAUUCUUAGCUAUCUAGUAAGAUUGAGAGCAGCCCAAGCUGUAUGAGACCCUGUCUUUAAAUAAAUAUCUAAAUACAUAGUGAGAUGAAGGAGCGAAAUGCAGGUAGUGAGAAAAGACACCUUGUUGCAGCUCACUAAGUUGGACUAGUUGAGACAAAGCUAAUCUGUGUUACUUAAGAACUAAAAUCACAACCAUCUAUAAUGAGAUGUGGGGCCCUCUUAUGGCAUGCAAGCAUACAUGCAGGCAGACCACUGUAUACAUAAUAAAUAAAUAAAUCUAUAAAAAAAAACAACAAAAAGCUAAAAUCAGGGAACAUUGUUUUGAAUAGUAUAAUUUUAAAGACUGGGAAAAUGGCUUAAUGGCCAGUGUGCUUCGUCUACAAGGCUGAGGACCUAAGUUUGGAUCCCCAGUCUUCACAUACAUGGCAGGUAUGGCAGCACACCUGAGCUGUGGCUUGUGGGUAGGGAGGGUAGGUGGAUUGUGGGGUUCAUUGGCCAGCCAGCCUAAGAACUGUCCCAGGCUCUGCAACCUGUCGAGUCCAUUAGUGUUGCUUAUAUGUGUAUUUUUUUGAGGGGGAUGACCACUUGGGAUGAGAUAACCAUUUAGGGUAUUCAUCUCCAGGGAAGACUAAUUCUCCCUCAGUCAGAAGUUUGUAAUUGCCUAUAGUCCUUCAUCCCAGGGUGUUUUCUUCAACCCACACUGGUGUGUCAACGAUGGUUCAGGUCUUGUUUAGACGGCCAGAUUGUUGAGAUUUCAUGGAUGGAGGACACAGUCUUGCAGCACACUUCCUGUUCUUCUGGCUCUAACAGUCUUUGUACACCAUCUUCUUCGAUGUUCCCUGAGCCUUAGCUAUAAGGAUUGCAUUGUAGAUGUAUCCAGUGGGGCUGCCUGCACCCCCCGCCCCACAUCAGUUGUUCUCUGCAUUUUUGACUAGUGGCUUCCUGUAAUGGUCUGCUGUAGAAGAAGCUUCUCUGGUGAAGGGAAGAAAGAGCUACUCUUAUCUGUGGGGAUAAGGAUAAGUCCUUAGAAUGCAGUUAGCCAUUAUACUGGUUGAGGAAACUGGCAGAAGUAGCUUCUCCUCUGAGAUCUCUGACCUCACUAGCCACAUGGAGUUGACUAGGUUUGUUCCUAGUCAUGCAUCAGGCAUGUGUUCCCUCCUGUCAAGUGGACCUUAAACACAAUUGGAUAGCUGCUAGUUGCAACCAACACAUAAACGCCAUUAUUACACUUUUAGGGAUACCCUUCAGUGCUGAUCACUGCUGCGGUUCAGACAUCACAGUAAAAACCCAGAUAUUUUGAAACAUGAUUUUAAAGCCUGGUGUAGUUUUGUUUUCACUUUUCUUGAUCCCUUCAGCUGCAAGAACUGAUGUGGAGAAAUCUGAGCAGUGCUAGAAGCCAUGCCUAGAUUUGUGGAGGCAAGGGACUUGUUACCCUGGGUCAGAACAGAGUUAAGCCCAGGUGGUGGAGCUCUCUGCUUGCUCAUGAUGACAGGGCCUCUCUGUUCAGUCCUCCAAUAGCUCUUUUGAAGCAAGGCCCACCUCUGGGUGGGGUGCAUGAGCAGACAGGUCUCACAGGGUGACUGGGUAUAGGAGUGAUGGGUGCACAGGACAGGCCUCAGGGGCCUUCAGUAACCUCCCUUAUUUUGAUUUCUAAUGGCUAGAUACCAAGUUACCCUAAAAAAGCCUGUCCUCUAAGCAAAAGUCACACACACACACACACACACACACACACACACACACACACACACACACACACACUCACACACUCCAUCCUCAAGGAGAUGUCCAUGCUGAGGCUCUUCUAAGAGAAGAUUUAGUCCUGCCACCUACACUUACUAUCAAGGUGAGAUGCAGUGCGCUUGUCAGAAGAAAUGGCAGCUGCCCCAAUCAAGGUCAUGGGUGAUAGUUCUUUUAAAAAAGACUAACUCAGCUCUUUCUGGGUAGCUCUUAUAGGGUCAUCCUUUCCUUACCUUUAAAGGAAGCUCAUUUCAUAGGUAGUGAUCCUGAGAAUCAAACAGCUGGGCUCCUCACUUAUUACUCAUUCUUUCCGGCGUCAUCAUUAUCACUAUUAUUUGUAGAGCCUCAAAGCAUGCUAGUACCAGUGUACCAGCUAGGAGCAGAGUACCAGUGAGUCAUAUUCCCGGCCCAUAGACCCCAUUAUUUUCUAAAAAGUUUUCACUUCCACAAUUUAUAGGAAAAAUUUCCAGUUACUCUGUAAUCAGUCAUAAAGUUAACUAGAAUUUAAAUUUCAUGACACUUCUCUCUUUUCUUAAGCACAUCUUUGGCAGUUGAAUUAAUGUAGUAUCAAUUGCUAAUUAAAUUAAUGCAGCAUCUCUUUACAGUAUAGAAAUAUACAUGUGGAGCCGGAGAGAUGGCUCAGUGGUUACGAACACUUGAUGCUCUUGCAGAGGACCCAAGUUUGGUUCUCAGCACCCACAUGGUGGCUCACAAUCAUCUGUAACUCCAGUUCCAGGGGAUUCAGGUUCUAUAGGCACUAGGCAUGCACAUGGUUCACAUAUAUACAUUGUAGCUGAAAUUUUCCUGUGUCCUGCUGGCUAUAGAAGGUCAGGACAAAUCUCUCUCACCCACCAGUCCCGCAGCUGUUCAGACCCAAGUAAACACACAGAGGCUUAUAUUAAUUAAAACUGCUCAGCCAUUGGCUCAGGUUUACUACUGACUAGCUCUUACACUUAAACUCAGCCCAUUUCUGUUAAUCUAUAUGUCGCCACAUUUUCCGUGGCUUUACCUGUGCAUCAUUACAUGCUGCUCCCUGGAAGGUGGGCUGGUGUAUCCUGACACUGCUCUUCCUCUUCCCAGCAUUCCUUUAGUCUGCUCACGCCACCUAUACUUCUUGCUUGGCUACUGGCCAAUCAGCAUUUUAUUAAACCAGUGUACAAUAGCAUUAUCCCACAGCAAUGCAUGUUGUGGGGUAUUUGAUCACAUUGUGAACCCUGAGUUUUCAUUUGUGUUAAUUAAAUAAAAUCAACCUUGGGUCAGGAGGUUGAGUUAACAACUAAUUGACAGAGAGGAAUCAUAUAUUGUCAGAGGGUAUCUGGAAGAUGAUAGAGUGACACACAGGAAGUAGUGGGGAGGGGCCUUUUGUGGCAUGUUUUUUUUUUUGGUUUGGCAGAGGGAAGGACACUCCCUUUAGGAGACACCUGCAAACAGAAGUCAGCUAGUUGCUACUCAACCUCUCUGAGCUAGCAGGUUUUCACCCCAGCCUCUGACUCCCAAGUCUUAUUGACAAAUAGGAUGAUAGAGAUUUAAUUAAAAGCUAUAUUUGGGAGCAGCAACAGAACUGGUGCCUGUGGGAACAGAAUUCCUGUUAGGCCAUGGCCUAAAUGGCUGGGCCGCUGCUAGAGAAGCAGGCCAGUAAUAGCAGAGCUGCAAUUACUGGCUAAAAAGUGGCAGAUUAAAGCCAGGCUCUCUGCUGAAGGAAAAACAACACAUACAUAAAGGCAAGAUGCUCAGGCACAUUAAAGAAAAAUAAAUGAAUAAAUAAAAAUUAUAAACACACAUGUUAAUUGCAUAUUGUAACUCAGAGCCUUUAGUAUGUAAGUUCUUUUAAGGGAAAAUAGACAAUAAAAUAGAAAGCGUCCAGUAAUUUUUGACUCCAUUUAAUUGGCAAGAAUCUUUCCUGAAGCAUUCAUAGUCUAAUAUUUUUGACUUUCUUUUGCAGGUGGAAGGUGGACAUCUCUUUAGAAAGACAUAUUAGCAAGACAGCUAUGAUGUGUGGAGUCAGGUAAAGGUGGAGCUGACACCUGGGCACAAAUGUUGACUUAGAAACUGCUCAAACUGUUUGCUGCUGCAUUUAUUUUAGAGGCAAUUAAUGGAUUGCCACCAACACUUCAGACUUUUAGUAGUUGCAUUAUAUUUGAGAUACUCAAAAGUCUUCAGGAUACUAUAAAAUUCUUUAAAACUGAGGGAAGGAACGCUUCCCCUGGCUUAGCACAAGUGGUAACAGAGUAAGUUGGUAAAUGAGAUGUGCAAUUAAUGUGGAAGUCCAAAGCAGAAUACUUGUGAAAUUGCUGUAAUUAAUGCAUCUCUGACACUUUGUAUCUUCCUUCUCUAAUUUAGUAUGUGCUGAAAAAUGGGAAAAUGUUCCACAAUCUUGGUUACCGAAAGCAAAGUCUAGGAGAAAUCAACAUUCUUACAUUUCAUAGUCCUGUUUGACAUAACUUUCUAUUUUAUUUUUAAAAGCCAAAUAAAGUUGAAUGUUAUGGUCAAUGAAUAACUUUUUAGAAUCCAUUAUUCUUUAUCAUUUCAACCAGACUAAGAAUAGGAUAGUGUUGUGAAAAUCUUAAUAGAGGUAACAACAACAACAACAAAAGUAUGGUAGAAAAAGUUGACCUUUCAAACCUCAGGGCAGGUCCUGGGUGGCCUUCACUAUGUCAGGAAAUGCCAGGUAUGACUGUACAGAAACCCGAGUGCACUUGACCACAGAGGUUCCUUUUUCUGAUGUAACAUGUCUGCAAAUAGGUGAAGCGGGCUGGUGUUGCCACUCGAGAGUGUCAUGGGCCAAGUCCCUUCCAGUGUCCCACUCCUUCACCCUUGGCCUUGUCCUCUCUUGUCAGAAACACCUGUGAAGACCUUCCAUUCUAGAUGGAAGGCUGCUUAGUUUUAAUCGUCAGUUUGCCUCAACGUAUCUGAGGAGCUUCAGUUGAGGAAUUACCUAGAUCAGGUGGGCCUAUGGGCAUGUUUGUGGUGGGGAUUGUCUUGACUAUUAAUUGAUGUCAGAUCACUGGCCUGUUGGGGGUGGUACCAUUUCAUGGGCUGGGCCCUGAACUGUUUAUGAGUGAAAAAAAAUAUAAGCAUCAACCAAAGAUGAAUUUAUUCUUUUUGCUCUUGAUUGUGGAUGCAACGUGACCAGCUCUUGCCUGGACUUCCCCCACAUAAUGGACUAUGUCCUAGAACAGUAAGUGAAAUAAACCCUUCUCUCUCUGUUACUUUUGGCCAGGAUGUUUUGUCACUACAGUAUCAAAAUGAGAACAGAUGGCUUUGCCUUUCUUCAGUGAAGGGACCUCUUCCUGGGCCAGAACUGUCUUGUGGCCGUACACUUGUCACCCUGAGAUGAGCUGGCACGCCCCCCCCCCCCCAACACCAGUCAGGAUGUCCAUCGGGCCCGAGAGGGAAACACUGAUGAGCAACAACAGUAUUGCUUUGCCUGUCACUGGUACCUGGACUGUAAAUGGCUCUAUGUUCUCAAUCUCUGGGCUCUUCAUUUUAACUGCUAGUAUACUUAGCGCAUAUUUAAGCUCACAGUCAAGUGUAGGUGGUACAGGUGCACUAGAAAAGAUGUAAGCUUUACAGUCUUGCUUAGGAGGUAUAUUAGCCUGUAUUUGAAACCUGUAUAUUGAAGUACCAACUAGAAGAUGGUACUUCAUUCUGUGUAUACAGAAUACUUUGUGCUUCAGGUGAUUAGAAACAACUCAAAAGGUGUAAACACUAAAGAAAUUUAUUAUCAUCACAUAAACCAAGAGUAGGACAGGUUUUUCAGAAGGUAGAAAUUAUCAGACUAGUUUAUUUUUUUCUCUCUACUGUUACCUGUUCAGCCUUAUUCUGUGGUUGCAUGUUUUCUUGAUCAUAUCUAGUAGGAGACAAAAACAAAAACCCAAACCCCUUCAAAUUACUCUUUAGCCAAAGAAUUAUUUUAGAAGCCUGGCAUGGUGGCUCACACUAAGAAUCCUAGCCCUUGGGAGGUAAAAGCAGAAAGACCAAGAAUUCAAGGCCAGCCUUACCUACACAAUACUGUCUGAGUGAGAGAGAGAGAGAGAGAGAGAGAGAGAGAGAGAGAGAGAGAGAGAGAGAGAUUCUAGAAAC